UUUAGGUCAUCUCAAAAAACAUGAAGUCCUGAAAGGAAAUGUGUAUAAACGAUAUGAGCGUUUGGCAAAACUAAAAACUUGCAAAAAUGAGGUGAAUCAUUUUAACGUGCACGCAGUGGUAAUGAAGUGGCGCUUUUUUUUUUUCGAAAAUGGGAUUAUAUUAAAAGAGUUUUGUCUGUGUGCCAGACAGAGGGCGCCUUUCGCGCAAACAUGCAAAUCACCCUUAUGACGUCACCACAACGCAGCGCGCGCCAACAACACAAACGCGUUUUGUACACGAAGACCGGCGUGUAGUGCUCAGUCGAGACGCGAGUGGAAAACUCCCCCUUUUUCUUUUUGCAGAUAAUAUUCAGAGAUUUCUGACACGAUGUCACUGUGCGCCGGUAGUGAGAAGACAGCAGUCUUCAACCACCCUGACGACCUUGAAAAGUUGCACUGGACGCCGAAACGCCGAAGUGGAAAGAAAGUUGAGAGAGGGUGGCGAGCUCUGCUUUUCCACACGGACCCGAGCGACUUUUACCCGAUCGGCUAUCCCGAAGAGAAAUACCGCAGGCACGGCUGGCGGGAAAUUCUACCCAGUGACCAAAAUAGAGCAUCAAACAAGGCAAUCGGCCCUUGCCCAUUCCCAGCGCCCAUCCCAAUCUCAGUCUCGGCCAAAAAUACCCUUGGAUUCUCGAUAAAGAACAACAGACCAACAGCAGCUGCCAGGGCCACUGUCAAGGCCAAGGAAAAGGCCACUGCCAGAAAGUGCAAUCAAGAUUGGCCACCGGUAUCAAAACAGGUCAGGGAUGGUCUGGUGUUUGGAUUUAUCAGGCGUCUGUUUCGACGUCACAUAAACGAUGGGCCGCCGGGUAACAAGAUUGAUAACAAGUCGUCUGGGGACCAUGCUCCUAAGGAGACAACGGUCAAGAAGGCCAAAAAUCCCGGCAGCAAGAUGACGAAGAAAGACCGCUCCAAGAAAAUGGAAGUUGAGCCAGCCGCUGUAAUUGAAAAGUCUUGGUCAGACCAAGUCAAAGCAUCUACACUUGCCAUUAAUAAAGGGCGUGAACCGGGCAGUCAACCGAACGACCAAAAGGACCUGAUCCGCAGCGAACGACAACCAGGUGUGGACACGGUUGCUAUGCCGGAAGAUCAUCAGCUCAGUCUCCCUACCAUCAAGAAGUCUUGCCAAUACCAAGUUGCUGAAACUCACAAUGUGGUGAAAGCUCGGUUCAUCAUGGUGAAAGAGGCGCCAUCUUGCCACAACUUCCUCCCUGAGAAGAAGGUGCCUGCUGUCCCCCGUGCCCGACACCACAAAUCCUGUAAGCCAAGACGAGAAAUCUGCGACAUCGUCCUGGAGGACAUCGAGGAGUGUCCUAUGGUCGAAACAGACUAGUGAUCCCUCGAGAUGGAAAGCUUCGCAUGACCUCAUUAGUAGGUAAGACUGCUUCUAACAGGCUCACUGCUUCUAACAGAGCAUGCGCGCUGUCAAAUUCAUUUUCAACAGUUGACACUGAACAGCUUCUUGCAAGUUUUAACUUCAGUAUUAUUUUUCAGAUCAGUAACACAAAGCACCACGACGAUCGACUGAAAGGAAAGCGCAGCAUUCAAACACAAUGCCACCUAGACAAUCAGAAGGUGCAACAUCAGAAAUAGUGACACUGCAAGUACAGUCGCGCACACCGACACAAAUUGUUCACGAGUAAUGCCCUGUCCCGAACAAUCUCAAAAACCGUUGUCUUAAUUAAGACUCUCGGCCCAAACACACCAGGGCAGGACUGCUUGACAAUGUGGUAUAAGAAAGACUUAAAACUAUAUUAUACCUGGGAAUUCACGAUUUUCCCCUUGGAUAGCGGUAGCCAUGCGCCCGUAACAAAGUAGGCGUUUCAGCUUGGGGCACGCCAGCUGAUAGGAUAUCGAAACAUGGGAACUCAUUUUUGGGGACAUACAAUUUUAACGCAACAUAUAGCACCAUUUCAAAAAAAAUUACCGAAUUUAGACUUCAUUUAUACAUUUCGUGUAAAAUAGUCACGCGAUAGCUUUGCCUUGGGUAUUCUCCAGGCAAAUUAGCUAAAAAAUGCUUUUGAGGUGACCUUCAGCUUAUUCGCGCCAGUAUCCAGCUACGCCAUUAAUGUUACAUAAUCCAUGAUGGUGGUUUUUAUACACGUGCAGACUACGUCAAACAUUUAACGACCCCAUAUGUCCAGGGACAAGGGGCAUUAUUGCACGUGUUUUCAUAAUUUGUGUCUCAUUUUAAUUUCUCCUGGAUACUGCUAGAACAGCGCCAAUCCGAUGGAAGGAUACUAACCACGAGCUUACCUUUAUUUCUCGCCAUUUAUGCCUUUUGCUUCAAACGAGAAAUUGAAUUUUGCUUUUGAGCAAGUGCUUUUACUUCUGAUGGUACGACCAUGCGGAAGAUACAUGUAUUGGCAAUUCUAAUUGGGACAUUUGGCAAAGAGAAAGGUGUUCGUAUCUGUAGAACUGAUGGUCAUAUAUUAUAUAAGCGAAGGGAAAUUUGGCUGAUUCAAUGUUCAACCAUAGAAAUAAAUAAUAAUAUAUAAAUAAAAUAAUAAAAUAAAAUAAAUAAAUUGUUUCACCCAUUUAAGCAUAUAAAAUGCUCGGAAAUGAUUAUCGCGUAUUAAUGUUAAGGGACAAAAUUCAAUAUGAAUUAUCAAUGAUAAUUCACCGGUUUCAAUCACUUAAGCGUAACCAUUUAUAAAUAUCUGUGGAAAUGGUUAAAGUGUGCGAUAUGUGUAAAGGAAAAUAUGGAUCACUUAAUACGAAUAAUAAUCACCUUUUUCAUUCCUUUGAGCAAAUCAAAUCUAAUUAAAGCUAUGUAGGUAUACUUAUGUAUAAGCAAAAGUAUCAAACACUGUAUUAGAAUCUUGCGUUAGUUUUUGUUCCAAGAUGCCUUUAUAUUAUUGCUUUCUUGUACUUGUUUGUCGGAUGUGGGAAUUAUUAUAAUGGGACUAGGAAUAUUUUUCGCUUCUGUGUGCAAAUCUUUGAUGUCAUAAUGUGGAUACAUCACGAUCUACUUUAAUUAAAUCAUUUAUAUCAUAUUAAGUCAUUAUUGUAACCAUGUUGUGCAUUAGGAAAGUGUUAAUGACAUUAAAUUUAUUUCACAAUUUUUCAUUCUAUCAUUAAGUGACUGACUGAUAUUUUGAAAUUAAAAAUAAAGCUAUAUUUUAAAACAAUACCCCGGCAACGAGCAUAUUUUGUAACUUUUAAUGCUCGUUUGAUCAUAAGUGAAUGUAAAUCAGACAUUGUCGGUAUUAGGACAUGCUGUUUGAUCUUUUGGUGAAAUGAAUCGCAA
Acanthaster planci (crown-of-thorns starfish) is the source of this 3292-nucleotide messenger RNA. RefSeq lists its product as uncharacterized. NCBI's taxonomy places the organism in Eukaryota, Metazoa, Echinodermata, Asteroidea, Valvatida, Acanthasteridae. The record is from RefSeq and is a predicted model, not a curated record.